CCUUUGUCAUCCGGACUUGAAGCUUAUUUACAUUUAGCUUAUUGCCUUGCAAAUCACUAAAGCGUUCUUUGUUAGCUGCCUGCAUCUCAAUCGCUGAGCUGAACUAACUACUGCUUUGCCGUUCUCUGGGCACUCUUCACAGGUCUUCAUUUGCCAAGCUUCUCUUGAAAAGUUCCCUCCUUCCCUCAUUUAGAUAAAUCUAAAUAGAUGGGUCUUUCUUGCUUAAUUCUUAACAGUUCCGAAUGUAAUUAGGACCUGACAAAUGUGCCUCAGUCCUGGUCCGCUAUACUCCUCGCUAUACUCCUGACCUUAAGCAAAUACUGUAACCUCUGUGUUCUGGAGUGAUCUUUAUAUGGCAUGAAAGCUCUGAAAUAGGCCCUCUUUCAAGCCAUAGUCCUUUUUAAAAGUUCAGGGAUUUGUGAGUUUUGUGAGCCACCUCUCCUCUUUGCCCAUUCUUCAUGUUUUAAACCCAUUUCCAUCGCUCAGAAAGACAUUGUCAUUGAGAAUAGAAGGUAGGAAUCCUUUUUUCUGAAGCAGCCUGACUUGGAAAAGCUGGUAGUCUGAAUUGUCUCUUUCUUAGACCAAAAAACAAACAGAAAACCCCACAAAACAAACCAUUCCCACUGAAUUACCCUUUUCUCAUAACAGCAGAAACCGAGCAGGAACAGCCCUUGGGGAAAGGCUGUCUUUCUUGACAUCUACACAGAGACCUUGAAAAAGUUGGUACUUCUGGCCUACGCUGCCGUCAUCCUAUCACCCAGCCCAAGACAGCCCAGGCUGGAUGUUAGUGCCUCCCUCUUUAUUCCUCUGUGAUCAUCCAGAUCAGCACCUGACUGUUUAUUUUCAAAUCUCACAAAUUCAGCUCCAGAGCUUCAUAUUUGGAGUCUCAGCUGCACUUGAAGGACAGUGACUUCUUACGACAACAGCCGAGCCUACCAUCCCCCAGCAGAUCUCCAGUCAGCCCCUGACAUUGUCCCUUCCCUUGUCUCCUUUGUGGCCUCCUAAAUGCCCAUCUCAUUGGCCAGGGUUCAGCUGGUGGUAUGGAGGGGUGCUGCCUAGCACUGAACUGGGAGUGUGUGUGACCCACUGACCCAAUGAGCCUCAAUCGUCAUAGGAAGAAGUCUGCAGUUCUCUCUUGUUUUCCUCCAUCCCAGCAACUCAGGACUAUACCACAGAUAUGACCACAGUCAGAAGAGACAGAUCCUCCCAAAGGGACAUCAAAGGCCAGUUCUGGAAUGAUGACGAUUCGGAGGGAGAUAAUGAAUCAGAGGAAUUUCUCUAUGGAGUUCAGGGAAGCUGUGCAGCUGACCUGUAUCGACACCCACAGCUUGAUGCAGACAUUGAAGCCGUGAAGGAAAUCUACAGUGAGAACUCUGUAUCUAUCAGAGAAUAUGGAACUAUCGAUGACGUUGACAUUGACCUCCACAUCAACAUCAGCUUCCUCGAUGAGGAAGUCUCUACAGCCUGGAAGGUCCUCCGUACAGAACCUAUUGUGUUGAGGCUACGAUUUUCUCUCUCCCAGUACCUUGAUGGACCAGAACCAUCAAUUGAGGUUUUUCAGCCAUCAAAUAAAGAAGGAUUUGGGCUGGGUCUUCAGUUGAAAAAAAUCCUGGGUAUGUUCACAUCCCAACAAUGGAAACAUCUCAGCAACGAUUUCUUGAAGACCCAGCAGGAGAAGAGGCACAGUUGGUUCAAGGCAAGUGGUACCAUCAAGAAGUUCCGAGCUGGCCUCAGCAUCUUCUCACCCAUCCCCAAGUCUCCCAGUUUCCCUAUCAUACAGGACUCUAUGCUGAAAGGCAAACUGGGGGUACCAGAGCUUCGGGUUGGUCGCCUCAUGAACCGUUCCAUCUCCUGCACCAUGAAGAAUCCCAAAGUCGAGGUGUUUGGCUACCCUCCCAGCCCCCAGGCAGGUCUCCUGUGCCCCCAGCACGUGGGCCUCCCUCCCCCAGCUCGGACCUCUCCUUUGGUCAGUGGUCACUGCAAGAACAUCCCCACUCUGGAAUAUGGAUUCCUUGUCCAGAUCAUGAAGUAUGCAGAGCAGAGGAUUCCAACGUUGAACGAGUACUGUGUGGUGUGUGAUGAGCAGCAUGUCUUCCAGAAUGGGUCCAUGCUCAAGCCAGCCGUCUGUACUCGUGAGCUGUGCGUUUUCUCCUUCUACACCCUGGGAGUCAUGUCUGGAGCUGCAGAGGAGGUGGCCACUGGGGCAGAGGUGGUGGAUCUGCUGGUGGCCAUGUGUAGGGCAGCUUUGGAGUCCCCUAGAAAGAGCAUCAUCUUUGAGCCUUAUCCUUCUGUGGUGGACCCCACUGAUCCCAAGACUCUGGCCUUUAACCCUAAGAAAAAGAAUUAUGAGCGACUUCAGAAAGCUCUGGAUAGUGUGAUGUCCAUCCGGGAGAUGACCCAGGGCUCAUAUCUGGAAAUCAAGAAGCAGAUGGACAAGCUGGAUCCCCUGGCCCAUCCUCUCCUGCAAUGGAUCAUCUCUAGCAACAGGUCACACAUUGUCAAACUACCUCUCAGCAGGCAGCUGAAGUUCAUGCACACCUCACACCAGUUCCUCCUGCUGAGCAGCCCUCCUGCCAAGGAGGCUCGGUUCCGGACCGCCAAGAAGCUCUAUGGCAGCACCUUUGCCUUCCAUGGGUCCCACAUUGAGAACUGGCAUUCGAUCCUGCGCAAUGGGCUGGUCAAUGCAUCCUACACCAAACUGCAGCUGCAUGGAGCAGCCUAUGGCAAAGGCAUCUACCUGAGCCCCAUCUCCAGUAUUUCCUUUGGAUACUCAGGAAUGGGAAAAGGACAGCACAGGAUGCCCUCCAAGGAUGAGCUGGUCCAGAGAUAUAACAGGAUGAAUACCAUCCCUCAGACCCGAUCCAUUCAGUCGAGGUUCCUGCAGAGUCGGAAUCUAAACUGUAUAGCACUUUGUGAAGUGAUUACAUCUAAGGACCUCCAGAAGCAUGGGAACAUCUGGGUGUGCCCUGUGUCCGACCAUGUGUGCACACGGUUCUUCUUUGUUUCUGCAGGGCAAACCUUUCUCAGCUCUGAGCGGUCUUUGCAAGUGGGGCCAAGGAGCCACCUUGAACCAAAAAAAGAGCAUUAUGUCACCGGAAGCCCAAGCCCAGGGAAUACAAGGACCUCAGAAGCCAUGUCGAAGCACCACAGCGAUGUCGGGACUGCCUUCAUUCAGACGCAGCAGCUGCAUGCAGCCAUGGCUGACACAUUCCUGGAGCAUAUGUGCCGUCUGGACAUCGACUCGCCACCCAUCACGGCCCGAAACACUGGCAUCAUCUGUACCAUUGGCCCAGCCUCCCGAUCAGUGGAGAUGUUGAAGGAGAUGAUAAAGUCAGGCAUGAAUGUGGCUCGUCUGAACUUCUCCCAUGGAACUCACGAGUAUCAUGCAGAGACCAUCAAGAACGUGCGCACAGCCACAGAAAGCUUUGCUUCUGACCCCAUUCUGUACCGGCCCGUUGCUGUGGCCCUGGACACCAAAGGACCUGAGAUCCGCACUGGGCUCAUCAAGGGCAGCGGCACUGCGGAGGUGGAGCUGAAGAAGGGAGCCACUCUCAAGAUCACUCUGGAUAAUGCCUACAUGGAAAAGUGUGAUGAAAACAUCCUGUGGCUGGACUAUAAGAACAUUUGCAAGGUGGUGGAAGUAGGCAGCAAGAUCUAUGUGGAUGACGGCCUUAUUUCUCUGCAGGUGAAGGAAAAAGGUGCUGACUUCCUGGUGACUGAGGUCGAGAAUGGGGGCUCCUUGGGCAGCAAGAAGGGUGUGAAUCUUCCUGGGGCUGCUGUGGACCUGCCUGCUGUGUCGGAAAAGGACAUCCAGGAUCUGAAGUUUGGGGUAGAGCAAGAUGUAGAUAUGGUGUUUGCAUCUUUCAUCCGCAAGGCAUCUGAUGUCCAUGAAGUCAGGAAGGUCCUGGGAGAGAAAGGGAAGAACAUCAAGAUAAUCAGCAAAAUCGAGAAUCACGAGGGAGUUCGGAGGUUUGAUGAGAUUCUGGAAGCCAGUGAUGGGAUCAUGGUGGCUCGUGGUGAUCUAGGCAUUGAGAUUCCUGCAGAGAAGGUCUUCCUUGCUCAGAAGAUGAUGAUUGGGCGAUGCAACCGAGUUGGGAAGCCUGUCAUCUGUGCCACACAGAUGCUGGAGAGCAUGAUCAAGAAGCCUCGCCCCACCCGGGCUGAGGGCAGUGAUGUAGCCAACGCAGUCUUGGAUGGAGCUGACUGCAUUAUGCUGUCUGGAGAGACAGCUAAAGGGGACUACCCCCUGGAGGCUGUUCGCAUGCAGCACCUGAUUGCCCGUGAGGCAGAGGCCGCCAUCUACCACAUGCAAUUAUUUGAGGAGCUCCGCCGCUUGGCGCCCAUUACCAGCGACCCCACAGAAGCUGCCGCCGUGGGUGCAGUGGAGGCCUCCUUCAAGUGCUGCAGUGGGGCCAUAAUCGUCCUCACCAAGUCUGGCAGGUCUGCUCACCAGGUGGCCAGAUACCGCCCCCGUGCCCCCAUUAUUGCCGUGACCCGCAAUCACCAGACAGCUCGCCAGGCCCAUCUGUACCGUGGCAUCUUCCCUGUGGUGUGUAAGGACCCAGUGCAAGAUGCCUGGGCUGAAGACGUGGACCUCCGGGUGAACUUGGCCAUGAAUGUUGGUAAGGCCCGAGGCUUCUUCAAGAAGGGAGAUGUGGUCAUUGUGCUGACUGGAUGGCGCCCCGGCUCUGGCUUCACCAACACCAUGCGUGUGGUGCCUGUGCCUUGAUGGACCCCAGAACCCCCUUCCAGUCCCCAUCCUAUCCCUUUCCCCCAACCCAUCCGAUAGACCAGCAAUGCUUGUAGUGCUCACUUGGGGCUGUAGUGUGGCACUGGUGGGCUGGGAUACCAGGAAAGACCAUUAGCGCCUCUAUGAAACAUGGUAGUUUUUAAGAUCCUGCUUGUCUGGGGUAACCCAGAGUUGGGCUGCCUAUCAUGUGGGCCCAAUUGUGAAAUAGGCCAUGUUGGGGCUGGAAGUUCCAGAGCUGAAUACAAAGGGCAAUAAUAGCUCCUGUUGCUUCUCCUUUGUGCAUUGUAUUCAGUUCUUAUAGAAAAUGGAUUCCCAGAAAACUUCCAAACCUGGCCUGUGGUCAGGAGACAGGCAGCAAGAGAGGGGCCUUCAGGCUUGGGGCAGUGGUUCCAGUUAAGUAGACUGUCCCUGGUCCUUAAUUGCUUCUCCAAUACCUCUGCCUUCCCAACUCCCGCCUUGUGUGUUGUGCGCUUCGUUCCUGCACUCCACUCAGCUGCAGACAAAUACUCCACUUUCCACCUUCCGUUUUCCCUACGGCUGUAGCCUAUUGCUGUCGAGCCUACCUGUAUGUCAAUAAACAGCUGAAGCUCC
Condylura cristata (star-nosed mole) is the source of this 5341-nucleotide messenger RNA. It is a transcript of the gene PKM, whose product is annotated as pyruvate kinase, muscle. NCBI's taxonomy places the organism in Eukaryota, Metazoa, Chordata, Mammalia, Eulipotyphla, Talpidae. Gene Ontology annotation, molecular function: magnesium ion binding; kinase binding; NAD+ poly-ADP-ribosyltransferase activity. The transcript is spliced from 34 exons. The record is from RefSeq and is a predicted model, not a curated record. Gene Ontology annotation, biological process: glycolytic process; cellular response to insulin stimulus; endoplasmic reticulum unfolded protein response. The coding region runs from base 1178 to 4729 and encodes 1183 amino acids. Gene Ontology annotation, cellular component: cytoplasm; intracellular anatomical structure; membrane.